Molecule: messenger RNA, 2738 nt
Organism: Sander lucioperca (pikeperch)
Lineage: Eukaryota; Metazoa; Chordata; Actinopteri; Perciformes; Percidae
Product: PRELI domain containing protein 3B
Exons: 6
Coding region: 221-802 (193 amino acids)
Biological process (GO): phospholipid transport
Cellular component (GO): mitochondrial intermembrane space
Molecular function (GO): phosphatidic acid transfer activity
Source: RefSeq, a predicted model, not a curated record
GUCAAUUUAUUUGUAAUUGUUGUAAAAUAACUGGUACUGUAACAGCUGUGAAUAAAUUAAACAUGUUCUGGAUGUCAGAGUGCAGCACUUGUCUCUGCCACCAGGGGAGUGUCGUCCAUUAAAGGUUUUCUCCUUCAGCUGCUCCUUCCUUCCUAACCUCUGUCACGCUGUUAUUAGGCGCUCGGCCGGCUCCCGAGCCUUGACAGAAAAGCCUAACAAAAUGAAGAUCUGGGCGUCAGAGCACAUUUUCGACCACCCAUGGGAGACGGUGACCAAGGCAGCAAUGCAAAAGUACCCCAACCCCAUGAACCCCGGUGUGUUUGGUGUGGAUGUUCUGGACAGAAGCGUGGACACAGAGGGACGGUUACACAGCACACGACUGCUCAGCACAGAGUGGGGGCUCCCCUCUAUGGCCAAGUCUAUCAUCGGGGUAACAAGAACGUGCACUUAUGUUCAGGAACAUUCAGUGGUGGACCCCAAAGAGAAGAGCUUUGAGCUAAAAUCUACAAAUAUCUCCUUCACUAACCUGGUAUCUGUGGACGAGAAGUUGACGUACAAGCCACAUCCGCAGGAUCCUGAAAAGACGGUGCUGACACAAGAGGCUCUGAUCAGUGUGAAAGGUAUCAGUCUGAGCAGCUACCUCGAAGGUCUCAUGGCCAAGACCAUCUCUGUCAACGCUGGGAAGGGUCGGGAGGCAAUGGAGUGGGUCAUCAGACGAUUAAACACAGAAAUCGAGGAGUUGGCGGCAACCGCUCGUGGUACUAUACGCGCUCCAAUGGCGGCCGCUGUUGCAGACAAAUGAUCCCAGCCUCCCCCGCUGCUUUCUCCACCAUCAUGAACCGAUGGACCUCUCAGACUUCCUCUCACCUAAUCUGCCAGCACACCCUAAUAACCACAGCCCCAUCCUUUGGCCCUACGUUUGUUUGUAUGUGUGUUUGUCCCUCCUCAGCAGUCUGCGUCAACGAGUUUGAUGCUCACCGCUGCUGACAGUUUAAAAAAAAAAAACAUUGCACUUGAAGCUCAUAGGACUCGGUCUUGUGAUGUUAAAGCUCUUUUAAAAUUUACACUGUGCCUUCACAUCAUCUCAUCAAUUACUUCUUUCUCCCCUUCAUCUUGAACUUUUCAUCUCUUUUUAUUGUUUCCAAAUCCUUGCAAGCAUGUUGAAGUCAAAAUCUAAAUCCUAAAAUGAAGUCACUUUACCACUAACAUUUUCCUGGAUUAGCUGACCUUGAUUUGUACAACAGAACUGACCAAAAUAUUUAUAUUUAAAAAAAAAAAAAUCAAUGCGAACAGGCUGCAACAAAGUAUGAAAGUUAACUCUGCUUCAGUUGUCUUGUGAUAUCAAAGCUCGAGCCUUCUAUUCUCCACUGCCCUGAGUCUGUUGGUUUUUGUCCCACCUGGACUUUCUCACAGGUGGAUUUACGGCGAGCUGCAGUCCGAUCAGUUAGUAGUGAAAAGUGGCGCAGCUCAGAGGAAUCACAGUUCAGGUGAAGUCGCAAGACAGGAAAGCCAGUUUGUGGGUGUAGUUACACGGUGCUGUAACAAAUUGUAUUUGUCCAAAUCUGGUACAACCGACUUAAAAUUAGAUUUUGUGUUCCAUCUGGUGGAAGUCUACCAGCAUGGUGGACUGGUCUUCAGAUGUUCUGGUCUUGUUCUGGGUACAAAUGACUUGAUUUCUUAAAGUCUCUCUUGCCUUUGUUAGUAUUUUCUCUUAAACUAAUGAUGUGCUAUAAAGUUAAGUGUUAAAAUAUAAGAAUGUGCAAACUUGAAUAUUAACUUAUUUUCAGCAUGUGUACUUAAAUACACUUAAAAGGCAGGAAGUCCUUAAAAAGUGCACAGCUGCAAAAUAAGUGUAUGAGUACUGUGCAACAUGUAGGCAUUUGACCACGGUGUUUUGAUGUGUUGUGAACAUUCACAAGUGUUACAGGAGGAGCUCUGCAGGGUUAUGUUCAGAAUCGGUGUGCCAACAUAAAAUGGGAAGAUUAAAAUAACUACAGAUUUAAUACCCCAAAACACUUCUAUGAUCAUGAACAAACCCACUCUGUAUGCUCUGUCCAUUUAUUUUCGUACUGUCUAUAGAUGGUGUUAUUUAUAGUAUAUUAGUGAACAUUGACAAAGGCUCCUAAAUUGAUUUUAAAAUCGGUUAGCUUGUGGUAUUUUUAUGCUACAUUGCAUUAUCCCACAUUGGACUCUCUGCUACAUAGUUGACUUUGGUUCAGUUUCCCAGUUUGUUUCCUUCAUAAAGACCACAUUGAGAUGAAAACAUAACUUUAUAACUCUUCGUUCUUCCCUUUUCUUCUCGUAACAUUUAAACCGGUUUGCAAACUAAAGUUUACAUCAAUAGGGUUUGUGGUACAACGAAAGCUAAUUCAAAGUAUCUGUUAAUGGUCCUCCGAGAUGCUCAGCAGUUGGUAUCCUGCUCGACUGUGAUUGUCUCAAUUAGUUAAAUAGAUCUCAUAGUCACACCUGCUUCAUUUUAAAAAGCUAUUUCAUAAUUUAACUUAUGUUCAGCUCGUUUAAGUCCGGUCUGCUGCCUAACUGACCCAUUUGCCAGUCCGUAUCCUCAGUGUCUCGUAUGACUGGAAAGUGAUGUUUUUCUAUGGGGAACAUUUUAGGAAUAGUGGCUGUAAAUAGGCUUAUUUAUAUUUUGGUGGUGUUAACAUUCCAAGAAUGUGAACAUGUAACAGAAUCUAAAGAAUGAAAAGUUUCAAAAUAAAGAGAUGUAAUUGUUUCAUGAA